GCGCCUCUCUGGAAACCAGAUCUCCAGGAUCCCAGGGGAAGCUUUCUCUGGCCUCUACAGCCUGAAGAUUCUGAUGUUGCAGAACAAUCAGCUGAGUCGCAUCCCUGCAGAGGCACUGAGAGAUCUUCCAAACCUCCAAUCUCUCCGGCUGGAUGCAAACCUCAUCUCCGUGGUGCCCGAGAGGAGCUUCGAGGGAUUGCUGUCCCUGCGGCACCUGUGGCUGGACGAUAACGCCCUGACCGAGAUCCCGGUCCAAGCCCUGAACCACCUGCCAGCGCUCCAGGCCAUGACCUUGGCCCUCAACCAGAUCUGGCACAUCCCUGACUAUGCCUUCCAGAACCUCAGCAGCCUCGUGGUGCUGCACCUGCACAACAACCGUAUCCAGAGCCUAGGAGCCAAUGGCUUUGAUGGGCUGCACAGCUUGGAAACUCUGGAUCUAAACUACAAUGAGCUGCUGGAGUUCCCUGGGGCUAUCAGGACACUGGGCCGACUGCAGGAGCUUGGUUUUCAUAACAACAACAUCAAAGCUAUUCCAGAGAACGCGUUUGUUGGGAAUCCCCUGCUCCAAACAAUCCAUUUCUAUGACAAUCCCAUCCAGUUUGUUGGACAAUCUGCUUUCCAGUACCUACCAAAGCUCCACACUCUGUCACUCAAUGGUGCAACGGACAUCAGAGAAUUCCCAGACCUUAAAGGCACCACCAGCCUAGAAGUUUUGACCUUGACGCGGGCAGGCAUCCACUUCCUCCCCAGAGGGAUGUGCCAGCAGCUGCCCAGCCUCCGAGUCCUAGAGCUGUCACACAACCAAAUUGAAGAGCUGCCCAGUUUCCACCGGUGCCAGCGGCUGGAGGAGCUUGGCCUCCAGCACAACAGGAUCCAUGAAAUCAGAGCAGACACCUUUGUGCAGCUGAUGGCUCUACGCUCCAUAGACCUGAGUUGGAAUCACAUCCAGUUUAUUCACCCGGAAGCCUUUGUGACACUGCACUCACUCACCAAGCUGGACUUGACUGAUAACCAGCUGGUCACACUGCCUCUGGAUGGUUUGGCUGGACUGACCCAUCUGAAGCUCCAAGGCAAUCCAUCUCUCUUGGAGCCCUUCACCAAGGAGAGCUUCCCCAACAUGAGAGUCCUGGAGGUUCCUUACGCCUACCAGUGUUGUGCCUACGGGAGCUGCAGCAGCUUCUUCAAGGUGUCCAGCCAAUGGGAGGCAGAAGACAUGAGCCCUGAGGAGGAGGAUCCCCACAAGAGGACCAUGGAAUUGUUUCCAGGUCAUACUGAUAAUCACU
Acanthisitta chloris (rifleman) is the source of this 1283-nucleotide messenger RNA. RefSeq names its product leucine-rich repeat-containing G-protein coupled receptor 6-like. The record is from RefSeq and is a predicted model, not a curated record. Gene Ontology annotation, molecular function: protein binding. The transcript is spliced from 14 exons. The annotation marks the transcript as partial. NCBI's taxonomy places the organism in Eukaryota, Metazoa, Chordata, Aves, Passeriformes, Acanthisittidae.